AUGGAGCUCUCCUCAGCCCCUCUCCACAAAGGGCAGCUACCCUGUAGGGGACUCCUGCUGGCAGCCUCACUUUUGAUCUACUGGAGCUCUCCCACCACAGCCCAAGUCACUGUGGAAGCAGUUCCGCCCCAUGUUGCUGAAGGGGCAAAUGUUCUUCUACUUGUCCACAAUCUGCCAGAGACACCCCAAGUCUUUUACUGGAACAAGGGAGAAAAUCCGGAUAACAGUAACGAAAUUACACGAUUUAUAACGUCAGAUAAUGUAAAUAAAACAGGGCCUGCAUACAGUGGCAGAGAGACAAUAUACCCCAAUGGAUCCCUGCUCUUCCAGAACAUCACUCAGAAAGACACUGGAGCCUACACGUUCCAAAUGAUAACGCAAAGCUAUUAUUUUAUUACAAGAUCCGUGCAGUUCCAUGUUCACCCCUCACUUUUGAUCUACAUGAGCUCUCCCACCAUGGCCCAAGUCACUGUGGAAGCAGUUCCGCCCCACGUUGCUGAAGGGGCAAAUGUUCUUCUACUUGUCCACAAUCUGCCAGAGACACUCCAAGUCUUUUCCUGGUACAAGGGAGAAAAUGUGGAUGAGAAAAAGGAGAUUGUAAAAUUUGUAAAACCCGGAGAAACAUAUAAAAGAGGGCCUGCAUACAGUGGCAGAGUAAAAAUAUACCUCAAUGGAUCUCUGCUCUUACUCAAUGUCGCUCAGAAAGAUGCAGUACCCUACAUGCUACAUAUGAAAAUGGGAAACCUUGACGCUAGAAAUGCAUCUGUGAAGUUCCAUGUACACCCACUGCUACCCAAGCCCAAAAUCACAAGCAACAAUUCCAAUCCCAUGGAAGGCGAGGACUCAGUAGCAUUAAUGUGUGAGCCUGAGACUGAGAAUACAAACUACCUGUGGAGGAGAAAUGGCCAAAGCCUCUCAGAAGGUGACAGGCUGAAGCUGUCUGAGGACAACAGGACUCUCACUUUACUCAGUGUUGUGAGGAAUGACACAGGAGAUUAUGAGUGUGAAACCCGGAACCCAGUGAGCACCUCCCGAAGUUAUCCAUUCCAUCUGGAAAUUACCUAUGGUCCAGACAUCCCUAUCAUAUCCCCCUCAAAUACUCAUUUUCGUUCAAGGACAAACCUCAGUCUCUCCUGCCAUUCAGCUGCUCUCCCACCCACGCUGUACUCUUGGUUUGUCAAUGGAGAGCUAGUGUCAUCCUCCCAAGAGCUCUUUAUCCCCAACAUCACUACUAAUAACAGUGGAUCCUAUACCUGCCUCAUCCAUUACUUUGUCACUGGCCUCAAUAAGACCAGAGUCAAGAACAUUGAAGUCCUUGAGCCAGUGACUACACCCACCAUCAAAGCCACCAAAUCUGAAGUCAAAGAACGAAACUCUGUGCACCUGACCUGCGACUUCAACUCCAGUGACUCUACAAUUGCCUACCGCUGGUUCCACAAUGGCAAGGGAAUGGAAUUCACAGACAGGGUAUUCUUAAUUCAAAACAGACUCCUCUCCAUAUCGCACGCCAGGAAGGAGGAUUCUGGGGCGUAUCAGUGUGAGAUAUACAAUGCAGUCAGUUCCAAGAGGAGUGACCCAUUCCAGUUGACCGUAAGACCCUCUCUUACGAUCCUCUGGAGCUCACGCACCAAGCCCGCAGUUACUGUGGAGGCAGUUCCACCCCAUGUUGAUGAAGGGAAGAGUGUUGUUCUACUUGUCCAUGAUAUGCCAGAGAAAGUCAAAUCCUUUUUCUGGUACAAGGGAAAAAAUAGUAUUGAGGAGAAUAAAAUUGCCCGAUUUCUAAAAUCUGAUAGCACAGUUCAAAAAGGGCCUGCAUACAGCGGCAGAGAGAAAAUAUACCAAAGUGGAUCCCUGGUCUUCCGGAAUGUCACUAAGAUCGAUGAAGGAGCCUAUUUGCUACGUAUGGAAACAGAAAACUUAAAUUUUAUGGCAUAUGUGCACAUCCAUGUGAACCCUAAGUAA
Molecule: messenger RNA, 1962 nt
Organism: Microtus oregoni (creeping vole)
Lineage: Eukaryota; Metazoa; Chordata; Mammalia; Rodentia; Cricetidae
Product: carcinoembryonic antigen-related cell adhesion molecule 1-like
Exons: 7
Coding region: 1-1962 (653 amino acids)
Biological process (GO): signal transduction; regulation of immune system process
Cellular component (GO): plasma membrane; cell surface
Molecular function (GO): protein tyrosine kinase binding
Source: RefSeq, a predicted model, not a curated record